Messenger RNA from Eupeodes corollae, 3592 nucleotides. RefSeq names its product RNA polymerase-associated protein CTR9 homolog (gene Ctr9). The coding region runs from base 110 to 3490 and encodes 1126 amino acids. The transcript is spliced from 11 exons. Gene Ontology annotation, molecular function: RNA polymerase II complex binding. Gene Ontology annotation, biological process: regulation of DNA-templated transcription. Gene Ontology annotation, cellular component: Cdc73/Paf1 complex. The record is from RefSeq and is a predicted model, not a curated record. NCBI's taxonomy places the organism in Eukaryota, Metazoa, Arthropoda, Insecta, Diptera, Syrphidae.
GAAAACGUCAGUUAUAAAAUUUUGACAAGUGUGUUCGCCGCGUUGUUUUCUUUGCCACAAAUAUUUUAAUUAUAAAUAUAAGAAUUUUAUUAAAAAAACGGACUUUAAAAUGUCCCAAACUAUUGAAAUCCCUCUCAGGGAUACCGACGAGGUAAUCGAAGUGCAUCCUGACCAGUUGCCCGAGUGUCAAGAAGUGCUUGGAAUUUUACGACAAGAAAGAUCGCAACUAAAUACUUGGGUUAAUGUUGCUCUUGCAUAUUAUAAGCAAAAGAAAACUUCUGAUUUUAUUCGGCUUUUGGAAACGGCAAGGAUCGAAGCCAAUGUUGAUUAUCGUGACUAUGAAAAGGAUCAAAUGCGAGCGUACGAUAUGCUCGCUGCUCACUAUGUGCAGGAAGCAAAUCGAGAGAAAUCAAAAGAUAAAAAACGUGAACUGUUUAUGAAGGCUACGAAUUUGUACACAACUGCCGAUAAGAUCAUUAUGUACGACCAGAACCAUUUACUGGGUAGAGCAUACUUUUGUUUGCUGGAAGGGGAUAAAAUGGAACAGGCUGAUGCUCAAUUUAACUUCGUUUUGAAUCAGUCGCCAUCAAAUAUUCCCUCAUUGCUGGGCAAAGCUUGUAUAGCAUUCAAUAAAAAAGACUAUCGAGGGGCUUUGGCGUUCUAUAAAAAAGCAUUGAGAACUAACCCGAACUGUCCGGCCAACGUACGAAUGGGAAUGGGACACUGUUUCCUUAAAAUGAACAAUCAGGAUAAAGCCAAAUUGGCUUUUCAACGAGCUCUCGAACUUGAUCCGAAUUGCGUAGGUGCCCUCAUUGGUUUGGCCAUAUUAAAAUUAAAUCUUCAUGAACCAGAUUCAAACAAACUGGGAGUUCAAAUGCUUUCGAAAGCAUACACAAUUGAUUCAACCAGUCCAAUGGUUCUCAAUCAUCUGGCUAAUCAUUUUUUCUUCAAAAAAGAUUACCAAAAAGUACAACAUUUAGCCCUGCAUGCAUUUCACAAUACAGAAAACGAAGCAAUGCGCGCCGAGAGUUGUUAUCAAUUGGCAAGAUCAUUUCACGCCCAACGAGAUUAUGAUCAAGCAUUUCAAUAUUAUUACCAAUCGACGCAAAUAGCGCCGUCUAAUUUUGUACUCCCGCAUUAUGGCUUGGGUCAAAUGUACAUCUACCGUGGUGAUACAGAAAAUGCUGCUCAGUGUUUUGAAAAAGUUCUGAAAGUUCAACCGGGUAAUUAUGAAACAAUGAAAAUUCUAGGAUCUCUCUAUGCCAGUUCAAACUCUCAAACCAAACGCGACAUGGCAAAGACACAUUUAAAAAAAGUCACCGAACAAUUCCCUGAUGAUGUUGAGGCUUGGAUAGAGCUGGCUCAAAUUCUAGAACAACACGAUUUACAAGCAUCACUAAAUGCCUACGGUACCGCAACAAGUAUUUUAAGUGACAAAGUUAAAGAAUAUAUUCCUGCCGAGAUCUUAAAUAACGUAGCUGCAUUGCAUUAUCGUUUGGGAAAUUUACUUUUGGCAAAUGAAAAACUGCUCGAGGCAUUGGAGAGAGCGAACACACAAAGAACUAAUGAUCCCCAAUACUAUGACUCUAUAUCAGUAACAAUGAAGUACAAUUUGGCACGAUUGAAUGAAGCCCGAUGCAGUUUUGAUGUUGCCGAUAAAUUGUAUAAGGAUAUUCUAAAAGAACAUCCAAAUUAUAUCGAUUGCUAUUUGCGUUUGGGUUGUAUGGCACGGGACAAGGGUUUGAUUUUUGUUGCAUCGGAUUUCUUUAAGGAUGCUCUCAAUAUAAACAAUGACAAUCCAGAUGCACGUUCACUGCUUGGGAAUCUACAUUUGGCAAAAAUGCAAUUUACUUUGGGGCAAAAGAAUUUUGAAACAAUUCUAAAAAAUCCAGCUACAUCCAAUGAUGCGUAUUCGUUGAUUGCGUUGGGAAAUUUCUCAUUACAAUCCUUACACCAACCUUCGAAAGAUAAGGAAAAAGAGAAAAGACAUCAAGAGAAGGCUUUGGCUAUUUAUAAACAGGUCUUACGAAAUGAUCCUCGUAAUAUUUGGGCUACGAAUGGAAUUGGAUCAGUACUCGCACAUAAAGGAUGUGUAAUUGAGGCAAGAGAUAUAUUUGCCCAGGUUCGUGAAGCAACUGCUGAUUUCUGUGACGUUUGGCUGAAUAUUGCACAUGUUUAUGUCGAGCAAAAGCAAUACAUAAGUGCAAUACAAAUGUAUGAAAAUUGCAUGAAAAAAUUCUUCAAGCACCACAAUGUUGAGGUUAUGCAAUAUCUAGCAAGGGCUCAUGUUAGAGCAAACAAGCUUAAAGAAGCAAAAAUGGUUCUUCUCAAAGCAAGACGUGUCGCUCCACAAGAUACGGUUCUACUUUUCAAUAUCGCCAUAGUUCUUCAAAGACUGGCAAUGGCCAUAUUAAAAGACGAAAAAUCUACUCUUCAAAUUGUUUUGCAAGCUGUACAUGAACUUGGACUAGCCCAUAAAUACUUCCAGUAUUUGUCAAUUAACGGAGAUAAAACUCGUUACAACAUUGAAUUAGCCGGCAUAGAAGCUAACCAAUGUCAGGAUCUUUUGUCCCAGGCUCAGUACCAUGUUACACGCGCCCGACGAAUUGAUGAUGAAGAAAAAACCCUCAGACGUAAGCAAGAAGAGGAGCGUCUUGCAUUCAAGCGGAAACAAGAAGAGGAUCGUCGUCUACGAGAAGAAGAAAAACACAAAUCUAAAGAAGUCAUGCUACUCAAACGUCAAGAGUAUGUGGAGAAAACAAAGAAUGCUCUGUUGUUCAGUGAACCCCCACCAGAUAGAAAGAAAAGUGGUGGCCGACCGCGGAAAGAUGAUUAUGUCUCUGAUUCUGGCAGUGACAUGCCAAACGAUAACUCGGAAAGACCGAAGAAGAAGCCUAAAGGUGAACGUAAAAAAGCUGCUGGCAAGAAACGUAGCGCCAAAUCAGCUGCAGAUAUUAAUGACAGCGACAGUGAUGCACCCAAAGAAAAGCGCAAACGUAAAGCAGGCAAACCUAAAGAGAAAAAAGAAAAACAGUCCAAGUUGGAUAAACUUAGUUCAAAACAACGUCUUAAGAUCGUUUCGAAGGCUACCAUUUCGACCAGCGAAUCAGAGAGUGAUCGUGGAAACAAAAAUAAGAGUGGAAGUGAUAGCGACAGUGACAGCAACAAUGAAACACGAGGACGCAAACGUAUUGUCUCAGAUGACGAAAAAUCUGGCUCACGAUCGAGAAGUGGUAGUCGCUCUAGAUCACGCAGUGGAAGUCGAUCGGUUUCCAAAUCAAAAUCAAGAUCUCGUUCGCGGUCUGGGUCGAGAUCGGGCAGAAGUAAAUCUAAAUCGGUUAGUCGCAGUCGUUCACGAUCUCGAUCAAGAUCUGGAUCACGAUCUGGGUCUGGCUCUAGGUCUAGAUCAGCCUCGAAAUCAAGGUCAAGAUCUAAUUCGAAGUCUAAAUCUCGUUCACGCAGUAGAUCUGGUUCGAAGUCAAGCAACUAAUAAAGACAUCAGAAUACGAAGAGCUUUGUAUCAUUUAUUUGAUAGUUAAAUUGUACUUGUCUAAAAACAAUAACAAAUAAAAAAGUAAUAACAAAACUGUAA